This is a messenger RNA of Canariomyces notabilis, 2753 nucleotides long. RefSeq lists its product as uncharacterized. The transcript has 4 exons. Gene Ontology annotation, cellular component: plasma membrane. The coding region runs from base 462 to 2411 and encodes 649 amino acids. Gene Ontology annotation, molecular function: nucleobase transmembrane transporter activity. NCBI's taxonomy places the organism in Eukaryota, Fungi, Ascomycota, Sordariomycetes, Sordariales, Chaetomiaceae. Gene Ontology annotation, biological process: transmembrane transport; nucleobase transport. The record is from RefSeq and is a predicted model, not a curated record.
AGAUCGAGUAAAAGAUUCUCGACCCUGCGGGGUUCGGCAGUGCAACGCCUUAUCCAUCCUUAUCGACGCUCCGCACCUGCUGCGGAGAUAAGACGAUAUCCUUCGCCGUACGGGGCCAAUCGACCGCCGCUGUCGGCCCAUCGCCAAGGCCUUCUUAACCCUGUCCAGGCAAGCUCUCCAGGACCCGUCGCGACUCGAUUCCGUUUUGAGUUCUCGAACGAUAUCUUUUGCGUGCUAACACCGAGGGUUAGCCCUGUCCAUAUCGUAUUCCCCGGUCACCAUCAUAUGGAUUAUGGAUUGGAACCCUCGCGCAUGGCUUUCCGAACCCUGAGGCUAUCGCAGAGUCUAGAUGUUCCUUGCAUGGCGUGGGGGAGACCUCGGCGAUGUGAACCGAAUUGUCGGCUCGUCCCAACGAUGGAGCUGAUAAGGGGUCUUGAUAAGUAUCGGACGAAAUCCCAAUCAUGAGCGCUGCUCAUCAAGCUCAGUCGUUUUGUGUGCGGCUGCGAUCUUGCCCCGAUGAUCCACUCUGCACCUCGAUUUUGAACGAACCGCUCCCCGUGGUUUGGGUCGAACUCGGCGAUCCCCUCUUCACGUGUGUCGUGCGUCAUAGUGCAGAUCCUUCAACAGGGGACGGCACUGCAAUCCAACAACCGCCACCCCUCGAAGCUGGUGGCCGAGGGCCAUUAACACCUACUUUCCACUUCUCUCCCGUACUUCACGAAAUUGAAGACAGCAGCUUCGCAAUCAUGACGGAGAAACCUAGCGCGUUCAGGCGCUUCGCCGACAAGCUGGCCGUGGACACGGAGCCCGGGUUGACCAACGCGCAGUUAAUGUUGACGAACGACGAUCUGAAGCCUGUCGAGCCUGAGCGCCGCCAAUGGGGCCCCUGGAACUUUGUCGGCUUUUGGGUCGCCGACUCGUUCAACAUCAAUACGUGGAUGAUCUCGUCCUCCAUGAUCGUCGGCGGCUUGUCGUGGUGGCAGUCAUGGCUUUGCGUUUGGAUUGGCUACGCCAUCUCGGGCUUCUUCAUCUGCCUGACGGGUCGGAUUGGCGCAACUUACCACAUUGGUUUUCCAGUCGUGGCGCGGUCGUCGUUUGGUAUCUGGGGAAGCUUGUGGCCGGUUCUGAACCGAGCUGCAAUGGCAUGCGUUUGGUACGGCGUCCAGGCUUACAUAGGAGGGCAUUGCGUGUAUUUGAUGAUCCGAGCCAUCUGGACGAGCUGGGACCGUAACACGAUCCCGAACACAUUCCCAGAGGGGUCAGGCACCAAGACAGCCGACUACGUCUCUUUCUUCAUCUUCUGGUUCUGCUCGCUCCCUGCGAUUUGGUUCCCAGUCCACAAGGUCCGGCAUUUGUUCACGGUCAAAGCCUACUUUGUCCCUGUCGCGGGCAUUGCCUUUCUCAUCUGGGCUGUGGUGCGGGCAGGCGGCGUCGGGCCCAUCGUUAGACAGCCCGCGACCAUUUCCGGCUCCGCGCUCGCCUGGGAAUUCGUCAAGGGCAUCAUGAGCUCCAUUGCCAACUUUGCCACUCUAAUCGUCAACGACCCCGACUUUUCCCGCUUCGCCAACAAGCCGCGCGCCGCACUCUGGUCGCAGCUGUUCACCAUCCCCAUCGGCUUCGCAUUCACUUCCUUCAUCGGCAUCAUCGUCUCCUCUGCCUCGUCCAUCAUUUACGGAGGCGACCCGAUCUGGGACCCGCUCGUCCUCUUGGAGCGCUUCAUCGACGACGGCGGGUCGGCCCAGCGCUUCGGUGUCUUUGUCAUCGCCGCGGCCUUCUCGCUCGCCCAACUCGGCACCAACAUCGCCGCCAAUUCCGUCUCGGCCGGCACCGACAUGACAGCCUUGCUCCCCCGCUGGCUCAACAUCCGCCGCGGCGGUUACAUCUGCGCCGCCGUCGGCCUCGCCAUGUGCCCCUACAACCUGCUCACCUCGAGCAACCAGUUCACGACAUAUCUGUCGGCCUACAGCGUGUUCCUGUCGUCCAUCGCGGGCGUCAUGAUUUCCGACUACUACUUUGUGCGCCGGGGCUAUCUCGAGGUGAAGGAGCUGUACGACGCGCGCAAGUCCGGGCCUUACUUUUUCUCCUAUGGCAUCAACUGGCGCGCCUAUGCGGCCUACAUUGGGGGGAUAGUCAUCAACGUGGUGGGCUUUGCUGGCGCCGUGGGCACGCCGGUCCCCAUCGGCGCCACGUACGUCUACAACCUCAACUUCUUUUGCGGCUUCAUCGUGUCGGCGGGGCUGUACUGGGGUUUGUGCAAGAUCUCGCCCGUUCCGGCGACCAGUGACAAGUGGAUGGAGGUUGGGGAUGAGAUUAAUGACCUCCGGGUGGCGUACGACAGGCAGAGUGGGAGUCAGGAGUAUGAGGACGAGGUUGUUAUGGAUAGAGCUAAGGAUGCCGGGAAGGUGGUUUAGAGAAGUUGUCGUGGGUUCUUUUUUGCGGUUGGUUUGGAUACCCUUUGGAGAUCUAGAGAAUUGAAGUUGGAUGAUAUGCUGUGAAUUCAAGAGUCGCCUAGUAGACACUACUGGGAAAGAGAUGAGUCUUACUACUGAUGGAUAUGAUCCAUUGUGUAAAUUUCUCCUUUUUAUCCCUAAUGUCCGCGGAAGAAGUGGAUCAUCGGCUUCCAGCUCGUUCCCUUCUUUGCUUUCCCCAGUUUGCUCCUUGCUCUUAUCUCGGUCCCAAUUGCUGGUCCUAUAUCCCAAACCUGGAUCGUCCUGUCAUUUGAUCCUAAGGCUAAGAGAUCCGAGCUGGAGAAG